This is a messenger RNA of Pseudozyma hubeiensis SY62, 2241 nucleotides long. RefSeq lists its product as hypothetical. Gene Ontology annotation, biological process: double-strand break repair via nonhomologous end joining. Lineage: Eukaryota; Fungi; Basidiomycota; Ustilaginomycetes; Ustilaginales; Ustilaginaceae. The coding region runs from base 1 to 2241 and encodes 746 amino acids. The transcript has a single exon. Gene Ontology annotation, molecular function: DNA-directed DNA polymerase activity; DNA binding. The record is from RefSeq and is a predicted model, not a curated record. Gene Ontology annotation, cellular component: nucleus.
AUGUCGUCCUCCAGUCUUCAGCUCCUGCCAAACGGCACGAGCCACCUCCGCCGCCAACAUCGCCUUGUCACCCUCGCACUCCCCAUUCAUCGUCGAUUUAGCGCUCAAAGCGGCAGAGGCAAGAUUCCGAAGAACCUUGUGCUCCGAAAUUCCAAGGAGCUGGACAAGGCCAUCUUUGCCAUCCUCAAGGGUCAAUUUCAAGGCCCACCUCGUUCGGGCUCAGCUAAAGCUCGCCUCUUUGAGCCACUGCCGCGUCGCAAGCAAGGUCUCUUCAACGCAAAGAUUCAAGCGCAUGCCCACUAUCUUCGGAAUGUUGCUUCUCGCCAAGAGCAGACUGAUCUGUUCGGUGAAGAGGAUGGAUGGGAGGACUUGGAUGAUUUCGAGACGAGGCGAGGGAUGUCUGCUCGUCGAAGAACGUCGACCGAGAACAUCACUGCACAGCAAAGUGUCGGAAAUCACCUGGAGCGAGCCCGUCCAACAGUAGCUUCAGGGAACAAAGUCAAAGCGGACAUCAGGACAAAGCCUCGAGGGCGAUUCAUCCCCUGGAAUCCUGACAGGCUCAAGCGAGAUUCGGAUCCGGUCGACGCAGUCCAAGCAGCAAACAUCAAUCAGAUGCAGACCAUGCUGCAAGACUUCGAAGCUCGCUUGCAAGCCAUCGAUCAGCGGCUCGAACACUUGAGCUUGCCGAACGGGAAGCGAAAGCGUUCACUGCUGCAGGCCACAGUGCAGACUAUCAUGGAAGCUCCCGCAUCUUUGAGCCGCACCCUAUCCUCCUUCUUUGAGCAAAUCAAGAUGAGAAGCGACGCGGCCGUCGAGCAACCGAGGCUCACAAAGAAGCAAUUGGUCAAGACCGUGGUGGCUGCCAGCAUUUGCUUUGCAGGUAUGCGUCUGCUCGGGUCCCUGCACGCCUGGGACUUUGUCCCUAUCCUUCGAGACAUCGCCAUGUCGAACCCCAAUCUGCAGGACUGGCUCGGUCCCAUCGUACACACGUCCUCUCUGCCUCUCCUUCUCGCCACAACGCCUCGCACAAAGAAGAUGUUUCGCCGAUUCAAGCCGACCCACUUCGGAAGAUACUUCUUAGACACCCAUCAGCGUGGUUCCCUCUCCAAGUCUACUCCCACUCCGGGUCCGCGUAAAGAGGCUGCUUUCCGCGACCUCGUCAACAACUAUCCCGAGCUGCUCGACCGAUCUUUUCCCAUGGCUGCUGUCCUCAACGACCUCCGAAAUUUGCAAGCCCUACGAGACACUUCGAGCGGUCGAGAAUAUAAGGUCGCCGAACGUCGACUCUUUCGUGUCCAACACGAAUCGGAAGUAGGUGAAGGCGGACAGUUGACGGUGAGGCAGGUGACCGAACUGCUCGAGCCGGACGACAGUGUUGGGUGGACCACGAUCAAGCAACGUCUGCUGAUGGAUCGGGUCGAUGCUAUCGACUGUCUUUCCAAAGAGGAUCGCGCGCGUGUUAUGUUCCAGCGUGUAUACGGUAUCGGUGCCACCAAGGCAGAGCGGUUCGUACAAGCUGGGUUUCUGACCUUGGAGCAGCUGCGUGAGGCUUCUUUGGAACUAGCACAGCGGAUCGGAUUGACCCACAUGGACGACAUCGAAUGCUUGAUCCCUCGAUCCGAUUCCGAGCAGUGGCGAGACGUUCUGCACGACGUCAUCCGAUCGGUGGAUGCGAGGCUGGGCAUCGAGUUGCUGGGCAGCUUCCGUCGAGGCGAUCACUACUCUUCCGAUCUCGACUUUGUCCUGUUCCACCCGGACGUCGUCGACAUGCGCCUCCCUCGUCCGGACAAUCCUUCCAGAUCCGAUCCUCACCCAGUCGCCGCUACGCUCCUGGAUUCUGUGGUCGAAGAACUCCGCAUUCACAACCUGCUCGCCGAUGAGUUGCUUGCUCAUGGCCCGCUGGCAGUCAAAGGUCUCGUCCGCCUCUCUGCUACAUCAAAAGCCCGACGAAUCGACCUCAACUUUGCUCCGUUCACCCGACGCGCAUUCUACACGCUCGCCAAGACGGGAGAUGCAGACCUCAUGGUUCACCUCCGAGCCAAGGCGAAGGCCAGAGGCUGGGCUCUGAACGAGUAUGGCAUUGGUCCUCCCAACCAGAACGGCUCGGCUUGGACCAAGAAUUUGCUGCCAGAUGCGACGGAUGAACGUCAGAUCUUCGAGUUCCUCAAGGUGCCGUACCUCGAACCGGAGGAGAGAUCGUUCAAGAAGUAUGCGAGCAAACUCAGGAUCACACGCCCUUGA